UUUAUGACUUGGUUAGCAAAAGUUGGCGUCAUAAUCAUUUAAUACAAGGUCGUCUGGACAUUUCUGUUCAGUCAAAUUUGCCUGUCGCUAUUCCUUCUCCAACAAUGUUUCCAAAACCCAAGGCGCUGUAGUACCUAACAGUCUUCAGUCAUUGUCUGACGGUAAGUGUAAAGGACAAAUUAGUAUGGCCCCAUGAGUCUCCAGCCUUCAAGAAACAAGUGUGGUUCAAAUUGAAGCCCGACUUUAGGUUAUCGUUGUAAAAACUUUACAACGAUAACCUAAUGUCACUGAAACACGGAGCCAAUAGUCGAUCAUGUCCACUUAAUCAUUUAGAGCUCGACAUGUGAACUUUACUCUUGUGUAUCUACGAUCUGAGUUUGUCUUUGAUAGUACGAGUACGAGUGUGUUUGAAGAUGGAUAGGUCGGAAGCUUCACAACAUACGUGAUUCGCUUGAAGGUAGAGUGGGCGCGAAGGAGGCUAGGCUGAGCUGUUUGAGAUGGGGCCGAAAAUGACGGGCACUUUCCUAGGCAGAUUAACACAGCCUGUGAAACAUCACGGGAUAACCAUUUGAAGAGAUGGCGAGGCAAAAAUUGCCUCGUUCCAAAAGCGCAGCAUGUUGGGUUAGCUGUGUCUUGAGGCUGUGUCUGCUCAGCCAGUCAGGGUUCCGAGGGCUGAGUCGCUAAAUGACCAAUCAACAUCGCUUCUUCAGGACAUGACAACCUCACCUUCAUCAAAGGCAGAUGAGCUGUUUGUUGAAUCAAAGCCGAUACCAUUCUUUACAUCACAAAGAAGUGGCGCUCCAUUAUUGGCGUGACUUCACAUAGCCCUCGGCAGACUCAUUAGGUCUUCUUUGAAAGUCAUUCACCCGCGUCGUUCAGACAACUCUCCCGAACAGCUUCGGUAUAAGAGCUUACCUCGCUCACCAAGUCACUUCUUCAUAACAACAACACGGACAUAAACACCACGAGCUAUAACUACUCGUGACUCCACAACUACACUCACAUCAUAUGUCACAUCGCUCAACUAUCGUCAUGCCUACAGGAUCAGCAUGGGGUCUCCAGCCGGAGCCAACUCCAUCUCGCUCCAUCUUUGGCUCUAUCCGCAAACUGGGUCGCAGAUCAAGCAACGUAUCCCAGCGAUCCACAAAGUCAACACACAGCGCCAACUCAGAUCUCAACUCACCCACAACUCCAACUUUCAGAGGCCCAGGCGAUUUGAACCCUUUCGCAGAUAGAGACGACGCCGCAAGACGGAGAAGCCCAAGUCCUCUCGCCAACCCCUCUCCAGCAACAAGACGCCCAGAUCGUCCAGGCAUGAACGCCUUCACAGUUCCAUCAAACGAACCGCCGCCAGCAUACACACCCUCCCCAACAGUCCAAUCAGGACCAACAGUCGGUUCUCAAGUCCCCGAACUAGCAGCCCCAAUUCCACCUCAAGCAUCCAUCCCCGCAGCCGCUGCCCCCACAACCGGCACCGGCGAAGAUCCCUACUCCUUCCUCGGCACCUUCGACACCACCUUGCUAAUCGACGACUCCGGCUCCAUGGCCGGCCGCUCCUGGCGUGAAGUCGGCCAAGCAAUCUCCACCAUCGCCCCCAUCGUCACCAAACACGACGAGGACGGCAUCGACGUCUACUUCAUGAACCACAAGUCGACCAACCCGGGCAUGCCAUCAGAGGGUAUCGCUCCCGGCGGGUACAGAGGCAUCAAGCGUGCCGCCACCGUCCACGAGAUCUUCGAGCGCGUGAGACCGUAUGGUGGAACGCCGACGGGUACUCGUGUCCACAAUAUCCUGAAGCCGUAUCUCGCUAAAGUCGAGAGCGAGAUGGCUGCUGGGAGGGAGAUGAAGCCGCUGAAUCUGAUUGUGCUGACGGAUGGUGUGCCGUCGGAUGAUGUUGAGAGUGUGCUGCUUUCGGCGGCGAAGAAGCUGGAUAAGCUGGAUGCGCCGCCGUUCCAGGUCGGUGUGCAGUUUUUCCAGGUGGGUAAUGAGGAGGGUGCGAAGGAGGCGUUGGAGGAGCUGGAUGAUGGCCUGUCCGAGUUGGUUGAAGGCGGCGUCCGCGAUAUCGUGGAUACGGUCACUUGGACAGGCGGUAGGAGCUCGAGCGAUGGUGGUAUCGGUCUCACAGGCGACGGAAUUCUUAAGGCCGUGCUUGGCGCUGUCGUGAAGCGACUCGAUCGUAGACGUGCCAGCGGAGAGGUGCGCAGACGUUAAGAGUUUCUUGGUGGUUUGGUCGAUUUUUCGCUUCUCUGUACGAUAGUGCCCUUUGGUGUGUACAUUUUCUCAUUGGCGUUCUUGGCUUGGCGUUUCUUUACAAGGGAUUCUUGAAAGGGGAAUAGACAAAAGAUACCCGGUACU
Messenger RNA from Cadophora gregata, 2355 nucleotides. RefSeq lists its product as uncharacterized. Bases 1009 to 2211 code for a protein of 400 amino acids. NCBI's taxonomy places the organism in Eukaryota, Fungi, Ascomycota, Leotiomycetes, Helotiales, Ploettnerulaceae. The transcript has a single exon. The record is from RefSeq and is a predicted model, not a curated record.